Messenger RNA from Arachis duranensis, 642 nucleotides. RefSeq lists its product as uncharacterized. The record is from RefSeq and is a predicted model, not a curated record. The transcript is spliced from 2 exons. Gene Ontology annotation, molecular function: nucleic acid binding; zinc ion binding. NCBI's taxonomy places the organism in Eukaryota, Viridiplantae, Streptophyta, Magnoliopsida, Fabales, Fabaceae. Bases 1 to 642 code for a protein of 213 amino acids.
AUGCAGUUAAAGCAGGGACAGAUGACUGUUGCUGAGUAUACUAGCAGGUUUGAGGAGUUAUGUCGCUUUUCUCGUAUUUGUCAAGGUGCGCCUGAUGAUUUUGCUGAGUGGAAAUGUAUUAAGUAUGAGGGAGUUCUUCGAAGUGAUAUUCUGAGCUUCGUUGCACCAAUGGAGAUCAGAGUGUUUUUCAGACCUGGAGAGAUCAGGAAAGGAACUUCGCCCCUAGAGGAUAGAGAUCAGGGAAGGAACUUCGCCCCUAGAGGACAAGAUUUUAAGCGAGGCGGUUACACCCCACAACCACAUUUGGGUCAGAAUAACUUCCAGAGAUUCAGUAAUAAUAACAGCCAGGGAAGAGGCAAAGGAAAGCAAGCUCAGACCCCACCGAAUGAUUUAACUUGUAGGAGGUGUGGAAAGUACCACCCGAUUACUCCGUGCAGGGCUGGUUUAGGUGUAUGCUAUUACUGUGGUGAAGCUGGGCAUUUGUCUUGGAAUUGUCCAGAAAAGAAGAAGAAUCAAGAAGCUGGAAAGGCACAACAUCAGGGACGCAUGUUCACUAUGACAACGGAUGGUGCUGGAACCGCAGAUACUCCGAUUAGAGGUAAUCAUGCACUGAUAAUCGAAAUUUCUGACUGCCUUGCGUAG